Messenger RNA from Prunus armeniaca (apricot), 366 nucleotides. The record is from the annotation of a GenBank genome assembly. Lineage: Eukaryota; Viridiplantae; Streptophyta; Magnoliopsida; Rosales; Rosaceae.
AUGCUCAAGGCACGAGUUGAUGAGGAAUCAAGCACAGGACAGGAAGAGCAGCAGGAUCAGGAGAAGAACAAUAAUUUGGCAACAGAUUUUGAAGGAAGCGGAGAAAUUGCAGAUUAUGGGUUAGCAAGCAUGGUUUUGGAGCAUAAAAAGCCUUGCUUUGGAAUUGUGAGCGGCGAUCAGGCUUGUUCGAAAAGGCAAAAGCUAUUUCAAAGGCUUAGAAGAUUGGUGGAAGGCAGUGACCAGGCAAAAGGAAGAAGAUUGGGUGAGAAAGAAAGGCAUGAAGAAGUCAAGUGUUUUGGAAGGCAUUCUGUUUCAGAUGAUGCAGAGGCAUAUCACAUUGCAAGGAGGUCUUGCUCUAGUGCUUGA